AUGGACACGGUUUCUGCUCUGUCAUUCGGCAUCGCACCUUUGAUUCACUAUGACACUACUCUUGGUCCAAACGACCACAGGCCACGCAAAGACUUAUUCUUGGAGCCUGCAUUUGCUUGCCCCAUUGUCGUUCUGAUAGCGCUUGCUCGGGUCAAUGCGCACAGGGCGUCACGGCUCAUGAAUCAAGAUGCCACAAGUGCGCAUGGACUCGAAGAGUGCGAAGCAGCCGUUCGAAAAUGGAAAGCGCCGGUCGACUACAACGACCAGCCGUCAAGAUUGUCACUCGCCUGGCAGUCCAGGAGGCUUGGAGGCAAGCAGCCUUGA
Rhizoctonia solani is the source of this 324-nucleotide messenger RNA. Its product is annotated as Fungal Zn(2)-Cys(6) binuclear cluster domain. The transcript has a single exon. Bases 1 to 324 code for a protein of 107 amino acids. Lineage: Eukaryota; Fungi; Basidiomycota; Agaricomycetes; Cantharellales; Ceratobasidiaceae. The record is from RefSeq and is a predicted model, not a curated record.